GAGAAUUGACGGUCGAAGGAAGUCGAAAACACCCAGAUCCCAAAGAAUACAGCGAGAGUUUCAUGAGCAGGAGAAGGAUCAACGCGAGAGACCUGUCGGAACGGUUCCCGUUCGUGGUCAGCAUCCAGGUCAAGGGCAAGCUGGUGUGCACCGGCUCCAUCAUCAGCAAGGAUGCUGUGGUCACUGCCGCGUCUUGUAUACCUAAAAAUAUGGCCCAUCGCAUGCCGAACAAGAUCUCAGUACGGAUCGGAACAGAGUUUGCGGAGCAGUACGGCAAACGGUUACCAGCGAUGCAUGUGGAGUUCCACCCACGUUACGAGUCUCACACGCUGAGGAACAACUUGGCCAUCAUCAGACUGAAGCUGGGGAAUCAUGGGAGGAACAGGAAGAUCAGGUUGGAUGAGGGAGACAGCCCGUUGCGCAGUGUACAGAUUUUGGGUUACGGCGCUGGAUCUGAAUACCACUUGGCAUACAAGCGGUUAGAGACGGCAUCCGUGGCCGUGGUGCCCUUGCAAGAAUGCAAAAAUGUUUUCUUAAGGAAUUUCGGGACCGAAGCUAACUUCUGCACCGACGUGGUGUCCACGAGGAGGUUCACGCAAUGUUAUGGUGACUUGGGCGCCCCAGCCGUGACGGGGGAUGUGCUGGUCGGGGUCGCUACGAUCGGGAGCCCUGUGUGCGGUCACACGCCCACUGUCUUCAGCAAGAUCAGCUACCACUACCGAUGGAUACUAUACAUCAUCAACCAGAAAUGGAUAACUCAGAGUUCAUAUCUAACUUCAGCUACACCUGGACACAUUAUACCGUCGACGCUCAUGUUCGAUGAUACCGACGUUCAAUCCGCAACUGUACUAAUGUACUACGAUGACGACGAACAAAUCGCAACAACAACUCAACCAACAGAAUCAAUAACAGUCAAUGAACCAUUUGACUACGGUUACGAAGAACAACCCACAACAACACAAGCAGCAGAAUCAGCAAAUCCCAUGCCCAGUGAUACAGAUCGUCUCUUUGAAGAAAUACGUAACAUUCUAAGUAUAUUGGCAGAUCCCAUGUAUAUUGUACACGAUUUUCUGAAAGAAGGUAACGAGGAUAAUAAACCGAUUACAGAAAGCGACAACGACGAAAUUGAUGAUGAUUUUGACAAAUAUUUUGAACAAGGUAAAAGCACUUUGAUGUAUAAAAAGCAUCCACUUUAUAACAAGAGUAUAAUACCAAUACCUGGAGUGCAUUUUGUACCGACAUCUACCACUAGGCUCCCUAGCACAGCAUUUUCUAGACCAGACAUCGGUCUACCGGACUGGCUACCUUAUCAAUACAUAGAGGAUUACAUCCAACAUAGUGAGGAACUGGAUUAUUAUAUAAAAAAAAUACAAAAAGAUAAAGGGAUUGAUGGGUUGUUUGGGACACAGAGAAGUGUGAAUCGUGCUAACCAGAGAGCCAGAACCAGAGAGAGCCCUCACAGAGAUCUGGGUGGAGUCCAUGAAAUUACUAGAGGAUUUUUGUGGGAUAAAAAUUUUCGUUAUUUACCAAAAGAUUCUGAACGAGGUGAUUUCAAGAAGGCACCAAGUAUGCGAGUGAAAAAUUAUAGAGCAAAGUAUCUAUCAAAAAAAUCAAAUAUAAAAAGUAGUUAAUGUCCGCAAUAAGUAAUAAUAAUAUCUGGGAAUUAAUACUUAAAAAAACACUUAAUUUAA
Molecule: messenger RNA, 1691 nt
Organism: Plodia interpunctella (Indianmeal moth)
Lineage: Eukaryota; Metazoa; Arthropoda; Insecta; Lepidoptera; Pyralidae
Exons: 7
Coding region: 63-1631 (522 amino acids)
Biological process (GO): proteolysis
Molecular function (GO): serine-type endopeptidase activity
Source: RefSeq, a predicted model, not a curated record